Messenger RNA from Sphenostylis stenocarpa, 351 nucleotides. The record is from the annotation of a GenBank genome assembly. Lineage: Eukaryota; Viridiplantae; Streptophyta; Magnoliopsida; Fabales; Fabaceae.
AUGGAGAAGAAACUUGGGAUGCAGAAUGAAGUAAAGGAAGCAGAAGAAGUUGAGGAUGGAGAAGAAGGAAGGAGAAGAAGAAGUCGGGAAGGAGAAGAAGAAGUGAAGGAUGGAGAAGUAGUUUGGGAUGGGGAAGAAGUGAAGGAAGGAGAAGAAGUUAAGGAAGAAGAAGAAGAAGAAGAAGUUUUGGAUGGAGAAGAAGUUAAGGGUAAAGAAGAAAGUAUGGAUGGGGAAGAAGUUUGGGAUGGAGAAGAAGUUAAGGAUGGAGAAGAAGUUUGGGAUGGAGGAGAAGUUUGGAAUGGAGGAGAAGAACCGAAGUAUGGAGAAGAAAUUAAGGAAGAAGAAGUUUAG